UCCUGGGCUCGCCUCCUUCUCGAAGGCGAUCAAUCGGAUCUCAGGCGUACUACAAGCACUCUCUUACGUAGCCAUCCACAAGAAGAGAGCUGAUACAACACUGUUGAUCUGCUCCACCAAAAUCUACCUGUGCGCUUACUGAACCAUGUCGUUGAGCCCAAAGCAUACAACGCCUUUUUCAGUGACAGAUAUUUUGAGCCCAAUUGAGGAGACCUACAAGAAGUUUAGUGGCAUGGAUAGUACAGGGAACCUCGCCUCUCCGCUGGGAGCUUACCGACAACCUCAGGUGUCACAGACUGGCAUGCAGCAGCACUCUAUGGGCCACAAUGCCACUGUGGCAACGACCUACCACAUGCCACACAGUGUAUCCCAAUUUUCGCACAGUGCAAUGGGAGGCUAUUGCAAUGGGAGCAUUGGGAACAUGGGAGACCUCCCGUCCUACCAAGAAACCAUGCGAAAUAGCGCUGCAGCAACAGGGUGGUAUGGUGCAAAUCCAGACCCAAGAUACUCAACAAUUUCUAGAUUCAUGGGACCUUCCACAGGUAUGAACAUGACCGGGAUGGGGACGCUGACGGGCAUGACCGACGGAUCCAAAUCUAUGCCAACUCUCCAUGCUGCGCCCCGGCGUAAACGACGGGUGCUCUUUUCGCAGGCACAGGUAUAUGAACUGGAGAGGAGGUUUAAACAACAGAAAUACCUGUCAGCCCCGGAGAGGGAACACCUGGCCAGCAUGAUUCACCUCACACCGACCCAAGUCAAAAUAUGGUUCCAGAAUCACAGGUAUAAAAUGAAACGACAGGCCAAGGACAAAGCUGCGCAGCAGCUCCAACAAGAUAACAACCUUUGCCAACAGCAGCAGUCCCCCCGGCGAGUGGCUGUUCCAGUGCUCGUAAAGGAUGGUAAACCCUGUCAGAAUGGCUCAAACACACCGACGCCGAACCAACAACAGCAGCAGCAGCAACAACAGAACAGCUCGGGAGUCGUGCUUGUCGCAUCUAGUAACGCUAUGAACCAGCACCAAAACCAACAGGUCAAUGCUUUAGUUCAAGCGCAAGACCUGGAGGAAAUGUCACCAAGCCCUCCCUCUCUUCACAGCCAGAUGAACAGCAUGGCUCAAAUGGACACUUCCGCUGUAGAUUAUACAAAUAACAUGGUCAGUUCAAAUUUGCUCUAUGGCAGAACGUGGUAGUACUGAUCAUAAUAUUUCCUAAAUAUAUCUACUGAAAACAUUAAGCUGGAAAAGGCCAAAAGCAGAUGAAACAUAUCAGGCUGAACUAUCUGGUGAGGACAAUGUAUACCCAACGCGUGACAACGGACAUUAUUCACUUGUAUGGGGGCAUUUUUAAGUAAGACAAUUUUUGACCUUUACUUGACACUGGAGAGGCAAGGUGUUUCUGAACUUGUGAACCGAUUUUGGACUUCCCUUUAAUGCUAACGUAGAAUGUUGUUGAAUGCGAAUGCUGCUCCUUACUCAGCAAUGUUACUCCUUACGGGAAGAUAGCUGAGUAAGAGAUCAGGUAUGAAGUUUUGAUAAUGUAUCACGCGGCGUGACCCUCGCGCCAGACGCCUAAUCAUCGAUGUAAUGGUUAUUGUAAACUAAUGUAUUCAAAUAGAAGUUAAAGUAGGAAUUGUAUAUUUGGCUAACACUGCUUUUACCUGUAAUAUAAUUGUUUUGAAUAAUUUUGUUUUAUUCUCCAUUUUGUAAGUUAAGAUAAACAAAUCAACCAAUUCAAACAACCAACAAAUACCUGAUGGCUGCUGUAUAUGUUUCAAACAAAUUGAACGUUACAAUAAAUCACUUGAAGUGCAAGAUAUCCCGAGGACUUAAUUUGUGUGAAGAUCUAUUUGAAGUAGGUUUAUUAAGAUGUGAUCGGUAAUAAAUUGAAUUGGAAAGCAAGGUUGAAUGAGGUUUACCCAGUGCUAGUAAUUUCAGUGAGAGAGAAUUAUAGGCUACUGAAAUGUAGCCCACCCAAUUGCGGGAUAUAUAAAUAACAUGGAAAUACAGAGAAACAUUUUGGAAGCCAACCAAACAGUGUUUUAGUUGUUAAUUAUUCCAAUUUACAGUAAAUUAAUAAUGUGAGUGUUUUGGGUGCCCUAUUAUUUAGUUUUUCGUGAAUUGUUUGCUGUACACCCAGACAAAGCAUACAAAUAUCCAGAACUAACAUUUCUCCGGUUAGUCUUUUUUUGUUAUGGACAUUAUACAGAAAGUAUGAACUAAAACGCGGCAAAGGUAAAUAUUGAAUAAAAUAUCCGUAUCAUUCAACACUGGUCAAAUAUUAAAUCCAAUGAACUAUGACAGCUUCAAAUGUGUGCUCUUUUUGCAACGGAAUUACUUUUAACUGUUAAAGUCAAAUGAACCAAGUCAGGAUACAGUCAUGACGUUUACAUAAUUUUGUAUGCAAUUUAUCAGUACGGUAAUGGGUAGACUAUUUCACGCGCAACAUUGAUUUCAAGGUUAUAUGCAACAAAGAAUAUCUGUAUUUUUUUUUAUUUGUAUGACCACGUUAAGGCUAUACACAAUUACAUUGCCAACUUUAGUGCUGCAUAGACAUAUUGGAUUUUUUGUUUUUAGUAGCCUAAAUAUCUGUCUUUGAAGGACAACUCACCAAAAACCCUAUAUCAGUUCUGAACAUUACCUUACCACAUAAAAUGUGAUUGUUGGUUGUGGAUGAAAAUAUUUUCAUGGCACCUAAUCCAACAAAUCCUCACUUAUUUGAAAUCAUGCUUUAGGCCUAAGUGUUAAAUGUGGCAUUCUGCACUGCAUUCAGCCACAACUUUUCCUGGUUUGCAAAUUAUUCAGUGAUUUGGUCUUGCGGACAAGUGUUAAAAUGUUUGUAGAGAAAACAGCAAGUGAGACCCUCAGUGUCAUCAUCAAUGAUGCAUUACCCUUUACAACUACUUGUUAUAAAGAAACCUUGAAACAAGCAAUUGCGUUGAAUGAAUUGUUUAAGUGAAUUAUAUGUUGAACAGCAAUGUCUGAUGGGGAAAGUAAGAUUUAACCAAGAGAACAUUUCCCAUUUCAACCUUGUCCACAGCUGAGACUCCAUUUGAUACUUUAGUCUGUAAAAUAAGUGCUGUAUAGCUCCAUUACCAGCCCUUGAAAUCAUUACAGCAAAUGUGAUAUGGCAUAUAUGGGGGAUAGUUACUCUUGCUGUUGACUAGAAUUAUUGAUGUAAUACUUAAGGUUCAAUGGAAUGCUAAAUUAUGUGCCAUAGAAAAAUGAACCUCUUAAUUUAUUUGGAAAUUAAAUCUGCCAUACAUUGAUUGCAUCUGGCAUGCAAACUUUGAUCUUUGUGAAGUCCAGUGGAACUCCAGUCUGGACUGAAGUCAUUACAGGGCUCGACAGCCUCUUUUUCCACUCAGAGAACACAUAGAUUGAAAAUGUUGUCUGGCUGCACUUGUAAAAGGUCAGUUGGUCAUUAUAAAAUGGCCUGCAUCUGAUGGCAGUCAUGUCCACGUUUUUGGAGCCAGCACCUUUGAAACCAUGCGUUAACCUAGGGCCACCUGAUUCUAUGAUACAACAUGGCAACACUGUUGUGGAGAUGAAUGUGUUGCCAGAUUGCACCAGAAUAACAUGGUGCUGCAAGCGGUAUCUGUGCUUAAAUAACAGAUCAUUAGCUUUCCCUGGCCCCAUCUUUUUGUGUGUGGUUGUUCAGUGUACUGAAACAAGCUCUCUCCCCCUGGCUUAAGCUGAAGUAGCUACUUGGUGUAGCACCUUGAUGGCGGUGUCCUAUCCUAUAGUUACAUUUUAUUUUAAAUCAUGCUUGAACUGUGGCGACAAAAUAUUUUCCCCUGUCUCCAUACAAAAAAGUUAUGUUAAUGUACAGAUAUUUCCAAACAGUAUUAAACUUCUAGCUCUACAUGGAGAACUUGGCUAGCAUCAGAGCCAGUUGUUACUUAAAAAUGCCCAGUUAUAAUCCAGACUAGAAUAUAACUUAAAAAUUGAUUAUGUGUGACCUUUUUUACUCAUCAAAGUGAAGAAUGUAUUAUCCAUGUGUGUAUAUGCUGUCAAAACUUAUUUCAUACCUAAUGUAGCAACAUCUGGUUUUGGCCAGUGUAAUGAAAUGAAUUUAACCAACUGAUAUUUUGCAACUGUGGUGAAUUCACACA
This is a messenger RNA of Alosa alosa (allis shad), 4110 nucleotides long. It is a transcript of the gene nkx2.4a, whose product is annotated as NK2 homeobox 4a. The record is from RefSeq and is a predicted model, not a curated record. Gene Ontology annotation, biological process: regulation of transcription by RNA polymerase II; cell differentiation. Gene Ontology annotation, cellular component: nucleus. Lineage: Eukaryota; Metazoa; Chordata; Actinopteri; Clupeiformes; Clupeidae. The transcript has 2 exons. The coding region runs from base 146 to 1189 and encodes 347 amino acids. Gene Ontology annotation, molecular function: RNA polymerase II cis-regulatory region sequence-specific DNA binding; DNA-binding transcription factor activity, RNA polymerase II-specific.